This is a messenger RNA of Cuscuta campestris, 1219 nucleotides long. NCBI's taxonomy places the organism in Eukaryota, Viridiplantae, Streptophyta, Magnoliopsida, Solanales, Convolvulaceae. The record is from the annotation of a GenBank genome assembly.
GAAAAAAAAAUGAAGCAAGAAAAGCCAGUUUACCUUCCAUUUGUCUUCUUUAGGUGUAUAUUUUUUGUAUAAAAGGAGUGGAAAUGCUUGAUCACAACACAAAUACAAACCCUUUUAUGAACUUCUACUCAAUCAGAAGGAUGAUUACUCUGUCAUCUUCUAGGUCCCUUAACCGCUACCAUGUUCGUUCCGUUAGCUUCCCUGGUAGAUCACAUCCUUGCACAAACAAGAUUGAACAAGUGUUGAACAAGAUUAAAACUUGGGAUUCACCAUUUUCUUCUUCUUCUUCUUUAUCUUCUCCAAAGCCAGAAAAGGUCUACGAACUUCUGCCCAUGCUUGUAGAACUCUACGAAUGCAUAGAACAACUUCUCGCACUUCCCAUCACUCAAAGCCAUCUUUUCCAGCAUCAUCAAGACACUUCAGUCGAUGGGUUGCUAGAAGGAUCCGUCAGAUUCAUUGACAUAUGCAGCAGUACAAGGGAGAUGGUCGUGAUGUCCAAAGAAGCUAUCCAUGAACUCCAGUCCGUCUUUAGACGAAACAAGGUGGGUGAUCAUCUGAACAUUGAGAGUGGGAUUGAUUCAUAUGACCGUUCCAGAAGAAAGAUGCAUAAGGAGAUUGAGAAGACACUCACAGUGUUAAAGCAGGUUGAUAAUGGAGCAGUUUCCCGUUCAGAUUCCCCCAUAAUCAGGGUCCUUGAGGAGGCAAGUCUUGUCUCUGUCUCUACAUUUGAAUCCCUGCUGAUGUUUCUUUCUUCUGUACCAUUCCUGAAACCAAAGCCUAGUAGAUGGUCAUUGGCUUCCAAGCUUAUGAGGCAGAAAGGAGUAUUGACCAAUUAUCAUCAUGGUAAAAAGGACAACAACCUUAGUGAUAUGGAGAAAGUGGAUCUUGCCUUGGGUGAUUUAAUUCUCCAUAAAUGUGACAAAGAGGGAGGAGGAGCAGAAAAGCUUGAGUUGGCUCAAAGAAGGCUGGAGACACUAGACAUCAAGAGUGAAAUUCUUGAACAUGGUUUGGAGGAGUUGUUCAAACAUAUGAUCCGUAUCAGAGUGUCCCUCCUAAACCAUAUUUCUGAAUAGAAUUAGCCAUUCCCGUGUAAUUCAUUUUGGUUGUUUAUUUCAUCUUUGCCUGCAUGUCAAGCUCAAGAUCUUUGAACUCCUGAAGCUAUGAUUGUGCAGGUAAAUGAAUGAAUAAAUGUAUAGGAAACUAAAGGAUGUAACAUGUU